UCUACCGAUGGUUUUUAGCCGUUCCAAUGGCGGACACGGAUAGUGCAGAUGGCAGUAGUGAUGUCAACGAAAAAUCGUCCGAUUCUGAUGAAAAAAACUUGGGAUGUGAACACUACAGGCGUAAAUGUGCAUUUAUUACACCAUGUUGCAACAAGAUCUACACAUGUCGUGUGUGCCAUGAUGAAGCUGAACAACACCAAAUACAACGCAAAGAUGUGAGGAAGGUGAAAUGUCUCAAGUGUGCAGAACAGCAACCAGUGGCCAGUAAUUGCAGACAGUGCAUGGUCCAGUUUGGAAAGUAUUUCUGUCAAGUGUGCAAUUUGUUUGAUGACCAGGAUAAGAAGCAGUUUCAUUGUGAUGCCUGUGGAAUAUGCAGAGUUGGUGGUAGAGACAAUUUCUUUCAUUGUUUAAAGUGUGAUAUGUGCCUCCAUGUUGGCCUGAGGGAAAGCCACAAGUGUGUUGAGAAUGCUUCCAAGUCUAACUGUCCUGUUUGCUUAGAACUUCUUCAUACAUCUAGGGAAAGUGUGUGUAUGCCACCAUGUGGACAUCCUAUACAUGAGACCUGUAUGAAUGGCAUGCUGAAAACGGGAAACUAUGCCUGCCCUACAUGUGCCCAGUGUUUGGUGGACAUGAAGGGUGUGUGGGAGCACCUGGAUGAGGAGAUAGCCGCGACUCCUAUGCCAGAUGAAUACAAAGACUACAAUGUACAGAUUCUGUGCAGGGACUGUCAUGAGGAGAGUCGAGUAUUGUUCCAUGUGCUUGGAUUGAAGUGUGCAGCUUGUGGCUCAUAUAAUACCUGUAGAACUCAGGAACCUGAGCAAGGAGCAAACGUAGAAGAAGGAUCCCAAGCUGCAGCAGCAACCCAGGAAUCCAAUGGACAGAGUGAAAAUGUAGACACACUGGACCCUAGGGAACAACAUACAGCUGAUCAUAGUGAGCUAGAUGUAGCUGACCAUAGGAGUAAUAAACACUAAGACCCCAUUCCCACAGAUUUUAGAUUGAUCUAUCCCUGAGGGGAGUCUCACUAGAUUACUGUCAG
Messenger RNA from Lingula anatina, 1039 nucleotides. Its product is annotated as RING finger and CHY zinc finger domain-containing protein 1. Gene Ontology annotation, cellular component: nucleus. Gene Ontology annotation, biological process: ubiquitin-dependent protein catabolic process; protein ubiquitination. Lineage: Eukaryota; Metazoa; Brachiopoda; Lingulata; Lingulida; Lingulidae. The record is from RefSeq and is a predicted model, not a curated record. Gene Ontology annotation, molecular function: ubiquitin protein ligase activity; zinc ion binding.